Molecule: messenger RNA, 2973 nt
Organism: Drosophila obscura
Lineage: Eukaryota; Metazoa; Arthropoda; Insecta; Diptera; Drosophilidae
Exons: 7
Coding region: 92-2839 (915 amino acids)
Biological process (GO): regulation of DNA-templated transcription
Molecular function (GO): RNA polymerase II cis-regulatory region sequence-specific DNA binding; DNA-binding transcription factor activity, RNA polymerase II-specific
Source: RefSeq, a predicted model, not a curated record
GAUAGACGCGUGCUCGAUAGUACGGAAUGAUCGCAGCGGUAUAUUUUCUUGCGGUUGCUGCAGACGAUUCGAUCCUGAAAAAAAACGGAAAAUGCACGUGGAUUUGAGCAUAAUUAAGGAGGAAAUCGACAUUGAUGACACCACGAUCAAGCUGGAGGUGGAAGAGAAUGCGCCGGAGGAGGCAAUGGACGUUUCCUGUGCGAGUGGAGCCGUGAAAAUACUUGAGGAGCAUGCCAAUAUGAUAACGGUACCACUCAGUGAUCACAGAUCGGAGGACGAGCGCCAGUUUAUAGCCAGCCUAGGUACGAUGGAUGCCCAACAGUUAUUCGCAGAAUCUUCGAAGAACCAAAAUGGCUGUGCAUGCGAGUGUCACAUUUGCAAUAUACAGUUACCCACGCAACUGGAGAUUAAGGCGCACUUGGUUAACCAUCAGAUGAACCGUCACUUCUGUCGCCAUGGAUGCGGUGCCUGGUGCGCCACUCUGGAAUUGGUGCUUGAACACGAAUAUCGACACCAUUCCCACGGCAUAAUGACGUUCUGCUGCAGGAUCUGUGAUUUAAGGGUUGAUGGCGCCGACCGCCUGGCCGGCCAUAUGAAAAGCCACUCUUAUGUGAGUCGCUACGUGUGUGCCAUAUGCCGUCGUCAUUUCUACUCUCAGAAGGGCCUGCUACUACACCGAAAGAACACCACCUAUGUCUGUGGACAGGUGGACUAUAUUCCGGUAAUCUCUGCGACUCCAGAGCACGUGGCAGCCAAGUCGGCUGAAUGUGCUGCACCAUCACCAGUUGAUCCGCUGCGCAUUGUGAAGAUCAAGAAUGAACCACUUGAUCCGCUGAGCAUUGUGAAGAUCAAAGACGAACCACUGGACGUAGAUGGGAUGGAUGCACAGCCACAGAAAGAGGUUGGGCUUGAUGUGUACAUCAAAGCCGAGCCCUUGGACGAGCCCUUGGAGACGGCCGACCCGAGCGAGGUUGCUCCCCCAAAGGAGCUGCCGGAAUCUUCGAGAGUAUCGAUCUGGGCAAGUCUACCCGUUGAGCUAAGGAGCAAGCUGCGAUUGCCUGCCUUGAAGCCCAAGCAAAAGAUACAAAAUAACCCUCGGCCACCCCUCAAAUUUGUAAAAUUGAAUGGCCCGCCAGCAUCGAAUGCCACUCCUGUUGGUGCGCAGCAGAUUUUAUUCAAAGUUUUGCCUGACGGCCAAAAAGUAAACAUUACGGAUUUGGUGAGCUUAAAGAAAAUCGCAAAUUUGAAGACGAAUGUGCAUGGAAAGCCCCCAAUGUCUUCGAAUGUACUGAAAGUGUUGCCCAGCAACUGCAUGGUCAUCAAGUUGCCGCCAAAUACAAAAAUUGUAAAGCUAUCGAAUCAGCCGAGUGCACUUGUCCCUGCAAAGGCAAAUGGUGUGCCGCUCUCGUCCCCGCAGAACGUAGCUGCUCAGUUGCCAAAUUCGCUUACAAUUAGAAAGAUAACGCGAGAAGAAACCACCUCCCCCGUUACGGCUAGUCCAGUGGAUUAUAAACCGCUUAUUCCCUGUCGGGAUCGCAGCUACAGUCUCAAGAAUCGGCCAGAAUGUUAUGAAUUGAUUACGGAAAUUCAAAAUCAAAUACGCUCCAUAGAAAAGACGCUGCCAAUGCCGGGGACCGUCUUAUUUACAAGAGAUGAUUUAACAACGACAGUAGUCGCCGAACCAGUAGUGACUACCCCAGUGACUACACCAUUACCGGGGGAGCCCUUGGAGGUGGAAGUACAACUAGAUCCUGUGGCGCAUAGGGUGAUGCAGGAACUGCGAAAGAAACACCCGGACUAUCAUUUCUUCUGGGCUUGUCCCAUCUGUGCACGCAACUAUGAGCAGGGCUACGCAUUCCGCACGCAUCUGAUUCAGGAGCAUAAGCAGAAGAGCGCCAACUUGCCAAAGCUGAAAGUGAAAUUGAAGCCCCAAAUAAAAACGUUAUGGACAGAAACGCAGGCGCCACCGAAAGAUAAUCUAGAAUCGGGCUCAAGCGUGCCAGAGCCUGCUCCAGCUUCAGAAGUGGGUGAUUCAGUCGCGGAAAAAAUAGCAGAGCCUGCAACUCCAACAAAGGAGAUACCGGUGUUUACAUCUGCCCAGUUGUCGGCCACAGCCCAGUUAGCCGCAAGACCGCCAGCCGUUUUGGCGACUUCACUAAUCGAAGCAGGAUCAUCAGAGUCCGAAACAAAGAUAUCAUAUACAUGCAGGUCCCCAGAUGUUGCCGAGACAGCGAAAAUAGAUGAAACAAAGCCAUCGCAGUUCCAGUGCCCCACGUGCCUCAAAAUAUUCACCACCCAGGGAGGCAUGCGAAUUCAUAUGUCAAUCCACACGGGUGAAAUGCCGUACAAGUGCCAUUAUUGCGACAAGCUCUUCCGCACUCCUGGUCAAGUGCGUGUCCACGAGCGCCGUCACACUGGGGAGAAACCCUUCCAAUGCAAGAUCUGCAGCCUGGAUUUUACUCAUCGAGAGACUCUCAUCUCGCACCUAUCGCGCCAUAUUGGAAUGAAGCGCUACAAGUGCUACGGCUGUGACAAGUACUUUGUUGUGGUCAGCGGCCUUCGGGCCCAUCGUCGCCUGCGGCCGGAUACGUGUGGCAAGGUUAAGUUCACGGCCCGAGCCCAUGGGCCGCGCGUGCGUGUCAUAAAAGGGGAAGUCGUCUUCGAGCCCCAGCCAAGCUACAAUGGCUACUUGCGCAGUGAAGAUCCGCUCGAGAUAUUGAAAGAGCGGGGCCAAAUCGACUCAAUCCCUGCGACCCAAGUCAAGAAGCCGCAAGCUGAGGUCGAGGCUGCGGCUGCGGCCGCGGUCGAAGCCGUAGCCGAAGCCUUGGGUGUAGAAUAGUUUUGUUUUGUUAAUAUUUCGUUUGUAAAUUUAUUUUUGCAGUUUGCCUUUGGAUUAAAAACACAUCGUUAUUAUUAAACACUCAUAAAUUGUAUACACUCAAACAAGACCAAUAAAGAAGCAAUUCGUACUGA